AUGAUGUCUCAAAAGGGAAAAACUCUCAUCUUAAGCUUAUUCUUGUCAUUUCUGGGUGUAUGCAAUUGUCAAUGCAAAUUUAAUGUAACAAAUGAAAGCACAAAAAUAAAAGGAAUGUUUGUAUUUGGAAGCUCAUUAGUUGAUAACGGGAGCAACAACUUUCUUGAGAAAUGUAAAGCAAAGGCAAAUUACUUGCCAUAUGGAGUAGAUUAUGUAAAAGGUCCAACUGGAAGAUUUACAAAUGGUAAAAAUGUAAUUGAUCUUCUUGGUGAACAUCUAAAACUUCCUCCAAUUCCAACAUUCAAAGAUCCUUCAACUAAAGGGAACAUAAUUCUUCAAGGUGUUGAUUUUGCUUCUGGUGGUUCUGGCAUUCUUGAUGAAACUGGUGUUGUUUCUGGGGAAGUAAUGGGCAUGAACGAACAAAUCAGAAACUUAGAGAGUGUGACAGUGCCUGACUUGGAAAAGCAACUUGGAUGCAAAAGCAAUGAAGCACUAAGCAAUUACCUAUUUGUGGUGGGAACUAGUGGAAAUGACUUUUCACUAAACUACUUCUUGAAAUUCCCAAACAAUAAAAAUUCUACUCUUACAGGCUUCAUUUCUAAGUUGAUCACUGGACUCUCUCAACAACUCCAGAAGUUGUACGAGUUGGGUGGAAGGAAAUUUGUGGUAAUGUCAUUAUAUCCAAAUGGGUGCAGCCCAAUGGUACGGGCUAGAGUUCCCAUUCCGACGAUGCAUGGUUGCAUACAAGCAGUAAAUGUACCUCUAGGUCUCUACAACACCAACUUAAGGAGCUUGUUGGAUUACAUGAUGCAAAAAAUGCCUGAUUCUAAGUUUGUCUACGUUGACGUCUUCAACAUCAUUAAGAAUAUUAUAACAACUCCUUCUAAUUUAGGUAUUGAUAAUACGAAAGAUCCUUGCUGUGAACUACUAACAAUAAAGGAAGGUGGGAAUUCAACUUUGUGCAAAAAUGGAGGGAAAGCUUGUUCAAGUAGGAACAAAUUUGUGUGGUUUGAUGGGUUGCAUCCCACAGAAGCUUUGAAUAUUGUGCUUGCUAACAAGGCCUUUACUUCUGAGCUCAAAUGUGAAGUCUACCCUACAAAUAUUAAAAAACUCAUACAAGGGUAA
Solanum dulcamara is the source of this 1125-nucleotide messenger RNA. Its product is annotated as GDSL esterase/lipase At4g16230-like. The transcript is spliced from 4 exons. NCBI's taxonomy places the organism in Eukaryota, Viridiplantae, Streptophyta, Magnoliopsida, Solanales, Solanaceae. Gene Ontology annotation, molecular function: hydrolase activity, acting on ester bonds. Bases 1 to 1125 code for a protein of 374 amino acids. The record is from RefSeq and is a predicted model, not a curated record.